Cetraspora pellucida is the source of this 3798-nucleotide messenger RNA. The record is from the annotation of a GenBank genome assembly. NCBI's taxonomy places the organism in Eukaryota, Fungi, Glomeromycota, Glomeromycetes, Diversisporales, Gigasporaceae.
AUGUUCUAUUUUACAAUUCUUGAAGAUUUAAAUAAACCAAUAGAGUCUUUACAUGCUAUUGUUAUGGGUAUAGCUAAUACUAGUAAAUCAUAUAUUAUUAAAACUAUUUAUAAUCAUAUGUUUGGGAUGGCACAAGAAUAUGAAAUUAAUCCAAAAGAAGAUUCACUAGUAUUAAUUCUUGUCCCAACUGGUGUUAUAACUUUUAGCAUAAAUAAUUAUACAAUUCAUUCUGCAUUUUUACUAUCUAUAAAUUUUAAAAAUUUAGAACUCAAUUCUGAAUCUUUAAAAAGGUUUCAGCAAUCAUUUAAAAAUGUUAAAAUUAUUUUAUUUGAUAAAAAGAAUAUAAUUAGUUCAUUCAGAUUAGAAACAAUACAGAGACAAGCUGGAAAUUCAAAAGAACAAUAUGUAUUUCAUAGUCUUCUUUUGCACUUACACAAUGGAAGAUCUACAGAAGAUGAUUGGCAAUUACUUAACAAUAGAGUUUACACAUUAGUUUCACCAACAGAAGAACUUAAUCUUUCUAUUGCUAAGAUAAAAACUGUGCAUAGUGGUACUGGUGCUAGAAAUGCACCUUUUGACACAACAAAUGGCCUUGAAUCUGUUUUAUUUUUAUCUAUUAGUGCUUGUCUAGGAAGAACCUCUCCUUCACUUCCUACAGUAAUUUUAAUUAAAAUGAACAAUUAUACUGGGCCAACUUUGUCUAUAUCAAACUAUCAUCAAGUUGUACCAAUUCGACCCAUUAAAUAUACUUGGGAGGGAAAGUCAGGAACUUGCUCACGCAUGCAGUUUCCUUUAUGCCUUGCUUGGGCAAUUACUAUUCAUAAGUCACAAGGUUUAACAUUACCACAAGCCGUAAUAAAUCUUGGAAAUAAAGAAUUUGCAACUGGUCUUACAUUUGUAGGUGUAUCAAGGGUUCGAACUCUUACUAAUCUUCUUUUCGAUAGCGCGUUCUCCUUUGAUAGAUUACAAAAAUUAGGGCAAAAUGCACGUUUACUGACCCGUUGUGGUCCUAUACAUGACUUCAUUGCUGUAAAGAGACAAGAUUUUAAAACAUGCGAGCAGAGCUCUUUUUGUAAACGUAAUCGUGCUUAUGCCGAUAGUUUAACAGCGAAUAAUUCACUUGUAUCUCCUUACUCUGUAAUUCAAGAUUCUAUCAUAAUCAAAGAUGGUAUAAUUUCUGGUGAUCUUAUCAAUUCUGAAAAUAAUAUAAUUUUCAUUUUUGAAUUGCAUCUAUUGGAUAUUGGUGCUGCAAGGCUUCGAAUUAAUGAAAAAAAACCAUUAAAACCUCGUUAUGACAAAGUGAAAGAUUGGGCUCUUGUUCAAGAUCCAUUGAUUACUUUAGAAUAUACUCUGAUCCCUUCUACUAAACCUGGUGUCACAUCUUUAUCUUUCGGCAAAGAAAGAAAACAAAUUGUUUCAAUUUAUCAUUCACCGUUUCGUGUCGAAUUUUUGGUCAAUGAUAUGCCAAUUAUCACAUUAAAUGAUCGUGGUUUCCUCAAUUUCGAGCAUUUAAGAAAAAAAGAUGCACCUCGUCUAGUUGAUCAGAGUAAUAGCGAUAAUAAUGUCAUAGAAGAGAACGAGAUUGAUAAAGGUCUAUGGAAAGAAUCUUUUAAUGGAAAAGAGGAUCCAAAACCAAAUGGUCCUGAAUCUAUUGGACUUGAUAUUUCGUUUCCGGGAUUCGGUCAUGUAUAUGGCAUUCCUGAACACGCGUCAACAUUUUCAUUAAAAGAAACCAGAGGAGGUGACGGUGCUUACACUGAUCCUUAUCGUUUAUAUAACUUGGAUGUGUUUGAAUAUGAAAUAGAUAAUCCAAUGGCCCUUUACGGUUCCAUUCCGUUUAUGAUGGCUCAUCGAAAGGGUGCAUCGGCUGCCAUUCUUUGGUUAAAUGCGGCAGAAACAUGGAUUGAUAUAACUAAGAAUAAAGAGGAUAAACAUAGACUAUCUAGUCUACUUGGUUUUGGUAAAUCAACACCUACUUCAACCAAUACUCAUUGGUUUUCAGAAUCUGGUAUUAUCGAUGUAUUCGCUUUUCUUGGUCCAACAACCUCCGACAUCUUCCGUCAAUAUGGAUUACUUACUGGAUUCACCGCAUUACCUCAAUCUUUUGCGAUUGCCUAUCAUCAGUGUCGUUGGAAUUAUCUCAACCAAGAUGAUGUUGCUGAAGUAGAUGAAGGAUUUGACAAAUAUGAUAUUCCUUACGAUGUAAUAUGGCUAGAUAUUGAGCAUACCGAUGGGAAAAAAUAUUUUACAUGGGACAGUGUUAAAUUUCCUUCUCCUGAACAAAUGCAAAAUGCUAUUGGAAAAAAAGGACGGAAGAUGGUGACGAUCAUUGAUCCACAUAUAAAAGUAGAUAACGACUUUUAUGUUCAUAAAGAGGCCGGAGACUUAGACCUCUUUAUCAAAGAAUCUGACGGCCGAGUAUUCAAUGGAUGGUGUUGGCCAGGUAGUUCAUCUUGGGUAGAUUAUACUAAUCCCUCUGCUCAAACAUGGUGGAUCAAAAAGUUUGCAUUUGAUCAAUAUAAAGGAUCAACUGAAUUUUUAUUUACAUGGAAUGAUAUGAAUGAACCAUCUGUAUUUAAUGGCCCGGAAAUAACAAUGCCAAAAGAUCUCAUUCAUUAUGAUGGUUGGGAACACCGCGACUUGCACAAUCUUUACGGACUUGCCUAUCAUAGUACAACUGCUAAAGGACUCAUCAAUCGCCAUAAUCCACCACGCCGACCUUUUGUAUUAUCCCGUGCAUUUUUUGCGGGUUCUCAGCGUUAUGGCGCUAUUUGGACAGGCGAUAAUUUUGCAAAAUGGGACCAUUUGGCUAUAUCGACCCCUAUGUUAUUGACUAUUGGUAUUUCUGGAUUACCAUUUUCUGGAGCUGAUGUUGGUGGAUUCUUUGGUAACCCUGAGCCUGAACUCUUGAUUCGAUGGUACCAAGCAGGGUCUUUUCAACCUUUCUUCCGUGCACAUGCUCACAUAGAUACCAAAAGACGCGAACCGUGGUUAUUCGGCGACCCGUACACAGGUUAUAUCCGUGAUAUAAUACGAGAAAGAUAUGCGUUGUUACCCUUAUGGUAUACUCUAUUCCACGAAGCUAGUACCACAGGGAUGCCAAUAAUAAGACCUAUAUUUACAGUUUAUCCUGAAGAAGAAGAAACUUAUGCAAUGGAAGAUCAAUUCUUUGUUGGUAACUCAUUGCUUGUCAAACCUAUUGUAAACCAAGGUCAAACAUCUACUGAGGUCUAUUUUCCAGGAAAUGAGAUAUAUUAUGAUUAUUUUACUCUUAAAAAGAUUCACGGAACUGGUAAAGUACAAAUUGAAGCCCCACUAAAUAAGAUUCCUGUCUUUUUACGCGGUGGAUCUAUUGUUCCAAAACGUCAAAGAAUUCGACGUUCUUCAGCAGCCAUGCGUACAGAUCCUUUUACUUUAUUGAUAGCAUUAGAUAAAAAAGGUGAAGCAACUGGUUCACUGUAUUUAGAUGAUGGGGAAACAUAUGAUUACGAAAAAGGACAUUUCGUUCACCUUCAAUUUAAAUUUUCAGCUAGAAACCUUGCUUCUAAAUCAUUAUCAUUACUUAAAAAUGAUAAAAAUUUAUAUGCACAGUCAAUUAAUUCUGUUCGUGUUGAACGAAUCAUAGUAUUAGGACUUGAUGUAAAACCUAAAAACAUUUUUGCAAAUUGCAUCGAAGCCACAAAAAAUUUCUCACGUGAAUUACAAUUUGGCUUUGCUGCUACAACUUCAGCUGAUGUAAUUAUUAUAAAAGGCACGGAUUUGUUGAUCACUGAAGAAUGGAGUGUAGAUUUUUCCUAA